Messenger RNA from Acipenser ruthenus (sterlet), 3924 nucleotides. Its product is annotated as transient receptor potential cation channel subfamily V member 1-like. Gene Ontology annotation, cellular component: membrane. The record is from RefSeq and is a predicted model, not a curated record. The transcript has 17 exons. Bases 531 to 2966 code for a protein of 811 amino acids. Gene Ontology annotation, molecular function: protein binding; calcium channel activity. Lineage: Eukaryota; Metazoa; Chordata; Actinopteri; Acipenseriformes; Acipenseridae. Gene Ontology annotation, biological process: calcium ion import across plasma membrane.
CAAAAGACAGUAGCUAUCAUGAAGCAACAAUGCUAGCCUUUCAAAAUAAGCACUCAAGUGUAGUCAUUUAGCAGCUUGACUAAGACCCAGAGCUAACUGAAAGUAUCAUUAGUUUAUUAAUACAUAUCGUGGUCAGGAAACCAUAGGAGAUAUAUGCUUUACCUAAAUGAGGUUUUAUUGCUUGUGUCUCAAAAGCCAGCCUCGCCUCGGGUACAUAAACCACUCAUGAGUUUUGCUUUGUGUUUGUGAGUCACAUGCAUGGUAAAGAACAACGACAGAGGAACACGUUAGGCGUUGUUUAAAAAAAAGGACUUAAGCAGAAGUUAGUGUGAGAGAGACACAUGGUUUGAAAUAACUACAGGGGUAAGAAAAGAGGAUUCGACAAGACAGCAUACAUGGGGAAUGGAUUGUUACUCUUUAUAUUCUACGCAUGGACACGCUGACUGCAUUGGAUCUCCUAUGUGAUCUAUAUGGAUAAUGCAUAUCAAAUGAUUGGACCAGUGCCUAGAUUUUAAUUUUAAAUUCCAACCAUGAAGAGGUGUGAUAGUGCAGACAUGGAGCGGUCUGUCGCCUCAGAGACCACAUUAACACUGGAGAGUGAGGACUACCUGAGCGAGGAUGAGAACUCCCAGCCGGCCAAAACCCCCAAGAACAAACCCAAAAGCCUGCUCCUGGGAAACGCCUUUGGGAAUAAGGAGUCCGACAGCAGAAAAGCACCGAUGGAUACAGUCUGCCAAGAAGAAACGGCAGCAGUGAAUGUGAGAUUUAACACCAAUUUCGACCGGAUGAUUUCCGGGGAUGCUGAUAUGAGCAGUAAGGACCGCUACCCACAUGGCAGGUUUGAUAUGAAGAGAUUGUUUGCUGCUGUUGCCUCUGGAGAUGUGUCCCAACUGGAUGGUUUGUAUGAUUACCUGCAGAAGAACCAGAAACACCUCACAGAUUCAGACUUCAUAGAUCGUAGCAAUGGAAAAACCUGCUUACUAAAGGCUCUGCUAACCUUGAAGAACGGAGAAAACGAUACCAUCAAGGUUCUUCUUGAUAUCGCAGAGAAAACAGACGACUUGCCAAAGCUUGUAAACGCAGUAUAUACUGACUGCUAUUUCAAAGGACAGUCAGCAAUCCAUAUUGCUAUAGAGAGAAGGAGCAAGUUCUAUGUGGAACUGCUGGUGACAAAGGGAGCAGACGUCCAAGGCAAGGCCUGUGGGGAAUUCUUCCAACAAAAGAAGGGAAAUGGCUUUUAUUUUGGUGAGUAUCCCUUAUCGCUGGCUGCCUGUACUAACCAGCUCGACAUCGUGACGUUCCUGAUGGUAAACCCCUAUCAAAAAGCCGACAUCACCGCCCAGGACUCCAUUGGGAAUAUGGUUCUGCACGUGCUGGUCACCAUUGCUGACAAUACUCCAGAGAACACCAGCUUCAUCACCAUGAUGUACGAUGCAAUUCUGUUGCGGGCUGCCAAGCUUCAUCCAAAACUUAGGCUGGAAGACAUUGCCAAUAAUGAAGGACUGACUCCAUUAAAGCUUGCAGCAAAGACCGGAAAGAUUGGGAUCUUCAGGCACAUUAUCAGGCGUGAGAUUGACGAUAAGGAGUGCAGACACCUGUCCAGGAAGUUUACAGAAUGGGCUUAUGGACCAGUGCACUCAUCUCUGUAUGACUUGAACAGCAUCGACUCCUACGAGGACAACUCGGUGCUGGAAAUCAUUGCGCACGGCUGUGAAAUACCAAAUCGACAUGAGCUAUUGCAGCUGGAGCCUCUCAAUAAACUGCUGCAGGAGAAAUGGGACAGAUUCGCUGGCUUUAUGUUUUACUUUGAUUUUUUCUGCUAUUUUGUGUACCUGGUCAUAUUUACCACUGUUUCCUACUACAGACUGGAAGGAAAGCCGCCGUUUAAAAUCGAGGCCAAUGUGAAUGGAAAAUUACGUCUCACUGGACAACUAAUAAGCGUUGCAGGAGCACUUUAUUUUUUCUUCAAAGGGAUUAAAGACUUUGUGAUUAAACGUCAUACAUUUCAAAGUUUAUUGCUGGACGGCUACUGUGAUAUUCUUUUUUUUUUGCAGGCAGUCAUGUUCCUCACCUCCUCCGUGCUGUAUACCUGUGGCAUGGAGGAGUACGUCGCUCUGCUGGUCCUCUCUCAAGCUCUUGCCUGGAUCAACUUGCUUUACUUCUCCAGAGGGUUUCAGCACAUGGGCAUCUACAGCGUUAUGAUACAGAAGAUGAUCCUGAGAGAUAUUAUGCGCUUCCUGUUUGUCUAUAUGGUGUUCCUCUUUGGGUUUUCUACAGCUUUGGUGACCUUGAUUGAAGACGAUCCACCUAAAGGACAAAACGCAACUGAGGGAAAUAAACAGGAAGACUGCAAAAGAGAAACGUACAACAAUAUCUAUUUCACCACCAUGGAACUGUUCAAGUUUACCAUUGGAAUGGGCGACCUGGAAUUCACAGAACAGUACAAGUUCAAGUUAGUCUUUUACUCACUGCUCAUCUGUUACAUCAUCUUGACCUACGUUCUCCUGAUCAACAUGCUGAUCGCACUGAUGGGAGAGACCGUGGAUAAGAUUUCGAAGGAAAGCAAGAGCAUUUGGAAGCUUCAGAGAGCCAUCACAAUUUUGAACCUCGAGAAAAGUUUGCCAAACUGCCUGAAGACCAAAUUGAGGUCAGGAGUGAUAAAGGAGCUUGGUCACAGCGCUGGAGAAGACAGCAGGAGGUGUUUCAGAGUUGAGGAAGUGAACUGGACUCGCUGGAACUGCAAUCUGGGCAUCAUUAACGAGGAUCCUGGACAGGGGACUGUUCCGAGUAUCGUUUAUCCAGAACCAACACUUAGAACUAGAGAGCGGAGCUGGCGCAGAAUAGUUCCACUGUUGAGGCAGCUGAGUCACCAGCAGCGCCCCCCUGGGAACCAGCAGCAGCAGCAGCAGGAGGAGGAGAUGCUAACCAUCCGUGCCUCCUCGUCACAGAGCGAGCAAAGAGACUAGCAGAGACUGUUUCCACUGCACGUUAUAACUGCACCGUCUCAACCGGUUUUGAUGCACCCCACCAUCCGUAAGACACUUCUUGGUACCACUAUACUACUACUGUACACACACCCAGUAAUCACUGUCAAAUAACUUAGAAGUACCAAGUUUUGCAUGACCUGAAUGGACCCAUGCACCAAUGUAGGCGAUCCAGGAGAACAGUUUUUAGAAGGUGUUUUUGAUCAGUGCAAAAAUAGAACAAAGCUCUGCUUCAAAUGCCACUUUAAAUUUUUUUUUGUUUUACUGUUUUAUAGUUCUGGUUUCUGUUGCUGCAAUAUUGAGUUCUUAUUACCUUUGUCUUUACCUGGCUUUGAGCUAGUCUGGAGAAUCCCAAGUGGUGGGAUUCAUAUUAUGGGACAAUGCCACUGUCAGCCCCACCUACUUACUCACCAGAGAGCUGGGACCAGCAGCGUGCAAUCACAUUGUCACUUGAUUUGAACAUGGAAGAAUGUUCAAUACAGACACUUUGGAUACUUCAGACAAGCUCAAAGCCAGCCUGGUAUUUACCAUGUUUGAAAUAGAGGAUGGUCUCCGGUUCACAUCCACUCAGUGUUGUAUGUAAAAGGACAGUAUGUGACAUUUUUACUUACCAUUCGAAUCCAGUUAGGUUGAGGUACAUCUUUGGCAUUCUAUAUAAAUUCAACACAGAUGAUUUCCCUGCAAUAAAUAAUAAAACUAACAUUGUAUUUGCACGCAAUUACCAAAUAACCUUUGAUCUGCUCGUAAUUCUAUCUAAAUAGGAAAUGUUUAUGUCUGCCUGUAUAUAAUAAUAUGCAAAUAAAAUGAAUAGGAUUGAAUACAUCUUUGUUUAUUUAUUUAUUAGCUUAUUUUUAAUCUUCUGUACCUCAUAUAGAGGAUAUCUGGAUGUAUAGAAUGUUCAUGAAAUCAUAUGGCAUGGCCAAAUAAAAGCAAAACAGCA